GGGGCGGGCUGCAGCUCGAACUUCCAACAUGGCGCACGCUGGCUGCGGCGGCGGCGGCGGCGGCGGUCCCACGGGCCGGGGGCUAAGCGGCGCCCGAUGGGGUCGCUCGGGCUCCGCUGGCCACGAGAAGCUGCCAGUGCACGUGGAGGACGCCCUCACCUACCUGGACCAGGUGAAGAUCCGCUUUGGCAGCGAUCCUGCCACCUACAACGGCUUCCUGGAGAUCAUGAAGGAGUUCAAAAGCCAGAGCAUUGAUACUCCUGGAGUCAUCAGACGUGUGUCACAGCUGUUCCAUGAGCACCCCGACCUCAUUGUUGGAUUCAAUGCUUUCCUUCCCCUUGGAUACAGAAUAGACAUUCCCAAGAAUGGCAAAUUAAACAUACAGUCGCCUCUGACAAACCAGGAAAAUUCACACAACCAUGGUGACUGUGCGGAGGACUUUAAGCAACAGGUGCCAUAUAAGGAAGACAAACCCCAGGUGCCCUUGGAAUCAGAUUCCGUGGAAUUCAACAACGCCAUCAGCUACGUGAAUAAGAUUAAGACCCGAUUCCUAGACCACCCGGAAAUCUAUAGGUCAUUUUUGGAGAUACUGCACACAUAUCAGAAGGAGCAGCUGAACACAAAGGGCCGGCCGUUCCGGGGCAUGUCUGAAGAGGAGGUGUUCACCGAGGUGGCCAACCUCUUCCGGGGCCAGGAGGACCUGCUAUCAGAGUUUGGACAGUUCCUGCCUGAAGCCAAGCGGUCCCUGUUCACGGGAAAUGGGCCGUGUGAAAUGAACAGUGUCCAGAAGAAUGAGCAUGAGAAAAGCCUGGAACACAACAAAAAGCGUUCCCGGCCCUCCCUCCUCCGUCCUGUGUCAGCACCGGCCAAGAAGAAAAUGAAACUCCGUGGUACCAAAGAUUUGUCCAUUGCAGCCGUGGGGAAGUACGGGACCCUGCAAGAGUUCUCCUUCUUUGACAAGGUCCGCAGGGUGCUGAAGAGCCAGGAGGUGUAUGAGAACUUCCUCCGCUGCAUCGCACUCUUCAACCAGGAGCUGGUGUCCGGCUCUGAGCUCUUGCAGCUGGUCAGCCCGUUUCUAGGGAAAUUUCCAGAACUCUUUGCACAGUUCAAGUCCUUCCUGGGAGUAAAAGAACUGUCCUUUGCACCACCCAUGAGCGACAGAUCCGGGGAUGGAAUAAGCCGAGAAAUCGACUAUGCAUCUUGCAAGCGCAUUGGAUCCAGUUACCGGGCACUCCCCAAAACCUACCAGCAGCCCAAGUGCAGUGGGAGGACAGCCAUCUGCAAGGAGGUACUGAAUGACACCUGGGUCUCCUUCCCCUCCUGGUCAGAGGACUCUACCUUCGUCAGCUCCAAGAAGACCCCCUAUGAAGAGCAGCUGCAUCGCUGUGAGGACGAGCGUUUUGAGUUAGAUGUUGUCCUGGAGACCAACCUGGCUACCAUCCGGGUCUUGGAGAGCGUGCAGAAGAAGCUCUCUCGGAUGGCACCGGAAGACCAAGAAAAGUUCCGACUUGAUGACUCUUUGGGCGGCACAUCAGAGGUGAUUCAACGGCGUGCCAUCCACCGAAUCUAUGGUGACAAGGCCCCAGAGAUCAUUGAGAGCCUCAAGAAGAACCCUGUCACCGCUGUCCCUGUCGUCCUGAAAAGGCUAAAGGCCAAGGAGGAAGAAUGGCGGGAAGCCCAGCAGGGCUUUAACAAGAUCUGGCGGGAGCAGUACGAGAAGGCAUACCUCAAGUCCCUUGACCACCAGGCUGUGAACUUCAAGCAGAAUGACACCAAGGCCCUGCGCUCCAAGAGUUUGCUCAAUGAGAUCGAGAGUGUCUAUGAUGAGCACCAGGAGCAGCACUCAGAGGGCCGGAGCGCCCCCUCCAGUGAGCCGCACCUCAUCUUUGUGUACGAGGAUCGGCAGAUCCUAGAGGAUGCAGCAGCCCUCAUCAGCUACUAUGUGAAGCGACAGCCGGCCAUCCAGAAGGAGGACCAGGGUACCAUCCACCAGCUGCUGCACCAGUUUGUGCCCAGCCUCUUCUUCUCCCAGCAGCUGGACCUGGGUGCAUCUGAGGAGUCAGCCGAUGAAGACCGGGACAGCCCCCAGGGGCAGGGCGCAGACCCUGGAGAGCGGAAAAAGCCAGUGCCUGGGCCACAGAGCAGUCCCCCAGAGGAGAAGGGGGCUUUGGGGGAUGUGCCAGCUGCUGAGCAGCCUCCACCACCACCACCGCUGCCACCGCACAAGCCCCUGGACGAUGUCUAUAGCCUUUUCUUUGCCAACAACAACUGGUACUUCUUCCUGCGGCUGCACCAGACCCUGUGCUCAAGGCUGCUGAAGAUCUACCGCCAGGCACAGAAGCAGCUCCUGGAGUAUCGGACCGAGAAGGAGCGGGAGAAGCUGCUCUGUGAGGGCCGCAGGGAGAAGGGCAGUGACCCCGCCAUGGAGCUGCGACUGAAGCAGCCCAGUGAGGUGGAGCUGGAGGAGUAUUACCCAGCCUUCCUGGACAUGGUGCGCAGCCUGCUGGAGGGCAGCAUCGACCCCACCCAGUACGAGGACACCUUGCGGGAGAUGUUCACCAUCCAUGCCUACAUCGGCUUCACCAUGGACAAGCUGGUGCAGAACAUUGCACGGCAGCUGCACCACCUCGUGAGUGAUGACAUCUGCCUGAAGGUAGUGGAGCUCUACCUGAACGAGAAGAAGCGGGGGGCUGCUGGCGGGAACCUGUCCUCUCGCUGCGUCCGCGCUGCCAGGGAAACCAGCUACCAGUGGAAGGCUGAGCGGUGCAUGGCCGACGAGAACUGCUUCAAGGUGAUGUUUCUCCAGCGCAAAGGGCAGGUGAUCAUGACCAUUGAGCUCCUAGACACCGAGGAGGCCCAAACAGAGGACCCUGUGGAAGUCCAGCACCUGGCCCGGUACGUGGAGCAGUAUGUGGGGACUGAGGGCACAUCUAGCUCACCCACUGAGGGCUUCCUCCUGAAACCCGUGUUCCUGCAGAGGAACCUCAAGAAGUUCCGCCGCCGGUGGCAGAGUGAGCAGGCCCGGGCCCUGCGUGGGGAGGCCCGGAGCUCCUGGAAGCGAUUGGUGGGGGUGGAGAGUGCAUGUGACGUGGACUGCCGCUUCAAGCUCAGCACGCACAAGAUGGUGUUCAUCGUCAACUCCGAGGACUAUAUGUAUCGCCGUGGCACCCUCUGCCGUGCCAAGCAGGUACAGCCGCUGGUGCUGCUCCGCCACCACCAGCACUUUGAGGAGUGGCACAGCCGCUGGCUAGAGGACAACGUGACGGUGGAGGCAGCCGGCCUGGUGCAGGACUGGCUGAUGGGUGAAGAGGACGAGGACAUGGUGCCCUGCAAGACGCUCUGUGAGACGGUGCACGUGCACGGCCUGCCCGUGACCCGCUACCGUGUGCAGUACAGCCGUCGCCCAGCCUCACCCUGACCCACCCGCACCUCAGAGGGCACCCACCUGCCCUGGCUUGAGUCCCGUUGAAUGUGUUUUCAUGAAUAAGCUGAGGGGGCGUCUCCUGGCCCUGCUGCUGUGGGACAGCACUCCAGAGCAGGGCACCACCUCCCCUCAGUGCCUCAGCUUCUCAUGGCCCUGUUGAGUGCCAAACCUGAGCCCCCACCUCCUAGGGGUUAGCGCCCACUACAGGGGCUCAGUGAAUGCACUGGCCAAGGAACAAGCAACAUUUGUGCACAUGCCUUGGCCCCUCUGUCAUGUGCCAAAUCCCCAGCAGGCAGGCGGCACUACUGGUCCUGUGUUCAUAGAUGUCCUGGAAAAGUUGAAGGUGAAGAGCCUGUCAAGACACCCUUAGGGGAGGGGUCGGCAUCUGAGAGACCCUGAGGAGGAAGGAGUCAGGUUCUGGGUGGACCUGAGUGAGUCAGAGAGCUGCCAGAAGUGUCAGCUGAGGUUUCAGGCAUCAGCUCAGCCGAGCUGAUGCUCAGGAGGCCCUCAAUGACUUCGAAAGCAAGAUGAGCCCUUUCAGCCACACCAUCAGGGUCCCACUUUGAAGUGAAGGCCUAAGCAGGCAGGAGAUGCCUUUGGAGGCUGCCCUUUGGAUAAAAGAGAUGCCAAACCCCAUGUUGAUCCAGUAGCUGAAGUCUAGGCCAUGGGAGGAGGGGUCUGCUUGACCCAUGUUCCUGCCCAGCUUGUAUGGCUCCUGCCAUAGGGUCCAGAGACUCAGUCAUGUACCCAGGUGGAUGUCCUAGAGAGAGGGAUGUAUGUGCACAUGCACACACACAUUUAUUCCUUUACGCUCUUAGUGGUAUAACUUCUGCAAACAGCCAGGUCCCGGGGCUUUUUGGGUGUGAGAUCUCUCUUUUGUGGAACUCUGAAUGCCACCCUGACACCCCUGUUCCUGCAGCUGCCCCCCAGGGAGCCAAGUGUCCUCCCUGCCAUCCCAGGACCCACAUAGCCAGUACAGCCUCUCUGUGGAUCAUUUUGUCCGUUUGUGAGGGGCUGAUGCAACUAUCCCAUAAAGGCUUUCUAUGCCAAGAACUCUAAGCAAUUGGGACUAUAGCUGCCCAAAUCCC
This is a messenger RNA of Otolemur garnettii (small-eared galago), 4512 nucleotides long. RefSeq names its product SIN3 transcription regulator family member B (gene SIN3B). Gene Ontology annotation, biological process: negative regulation of transcription by RNA polymerase II. The record is from RefSeq and is a predicted model, not a curated record. Gene Ontology annotation, cellular component: chromatin. Lineage: Eukaryota; Metazoa; Chordata; Mammalia; Primates; Galagidae. Gene Ontology annotation, molecular function: transcription corepressor activity. The transcript is spliced from 19 exons. The coding region runs from base 29 to 3418 and encodes 1129 amino acids.